GAGAGAUGCUACACACCCACCGCACUCGACACACACAGCUUUUUACUCUGCUUAUGGAAUAAAUCCUGCAAAAUAACAAAUGGAAGACGCAAAGACAAAGUGGGAAAUAAAUGAUUUUGCAUCUGCAGGAUCUAACGGAUGAUUUCUUUUUUUUUUUUUGGACAAUAUGCUGGUUGCUAAACGUGCAAGGUUGUUUUUAUUCAUCCUCCACUUCUCAUUCUCUGUUUUUUCUUCAUUCAUUGGUGCCUAUGAAGAGAAUUAACCUAUCCAUCUUUUCAGUCCUUUUUUCAAAGGAGGGUGGGAGGAGGAGGAGGAAAACUGAGGGAGAUGAGUGCAGCAAAUCCCCCUUUUUUGUUCAUCUCAUAGCGCUCAAUAAGUGAAGAAUGUGUCGUCUAUCACUCAUCGAGGGGAUCAAGUGUGCAGGACUGAGAGCAGCACACUGAGAGGAGCUGAGUGGAGCAGCAUCACUUAUCACCUUCAUCAUCAUCAUCAGGUUCCAACGGUGUCCUGUAUCAUUUCAAUCACAUAAACGGACAAAAACGGUGUGAGCGAAAUUUGUUUUGCAACACGCGUCUCUCUGUGGAAUGUGAAGUGGUGCCAUGCAGUUUCUCGCUCUGUUCACCGCACUGAAAGCAGCCUGCGUGCUGCUUCUCUCCUCCCGCAUCUCCAGCUCAGCGGCGGCCAACAGCAGCGGACGGUGGUGGGGGAUUGUGAAUGUAGCAUCAUCCACCAACCUCCUCACCAAUAGCAAGAAUGUACAAUUAGCCCUGGACCCUAGCCUUGCUUUGCUAAACCGUCGACAGAGGAGGUUGAUUCGGCAAAACCCCGGCAUCCUCCAUGCCAUCGCAGCCGGUCUUCAUACGGCCAUCAAGGAGUGCAAGUGGCAGUUCCGCAACCGCCGGUGGAACUGUCCGACGUCCCACAGCCCUACGGUGUUUGGCAGAAUCAUCAACAGAGGCUGCCGAGAGACAGCAUUUGUGUUUGCUAUCACAAGUGCUGGUGUUACCCACGCUGUGGCACGGUCCUGUUCUGAAGGCUCAAUCGAGUCAUGCACCUGUGACUACCGGAGACGAGGGCCUGGGGGUCCAGACUGGCACUGGGGAGGUUGUAGCGACAAUGUUGACUUUGGCAGAAUGUUUACACGGGAGUUUGUUGACUCCAGUGAGAGGGGCCGAGACCUGCGAUACCUCAUUAACGUACACAAUAAUGAGGCAGGAAGAAUUACUGUUUCCUCAGAGAUGCGUCAGGAGUGUAAAUGUCAUGGGAUGUCAGGCUCCUGCACUAUUCGCACCUGCUGGAUGCGCCUGCCCAGCUUCAGAACAGUUGGAGACUUAUUAAAAGAUCGUUUUGAUGGUGCUUCCAGAGUGGUGUAUGCUAAUAAAGGCAGCAACCGAGCUUCUCAUCGAGCCGACCCUCGCCACCUGCAGCCUGAGAACCCUGCUCACAAACUCCCUUCUGUGAAAGAUCUUGUCUACUUUGAGAAAUCACCCAACUUCUGCUCCUACAACAGCAAAAUGGGUACGCUUGGCACAUCUGGGCGCACCUGCAACAGUUCUUCACCAGCGUUGGAUGGCUGCGAGUUGCUGUGCUGUGGGAGAGGUUAUAAGACCCGGAUUGAGAAGGUCACUGAGAGAUGUCACUGCACUUUCCACUGGUGCUGCCAUGUGAGCUGCCUCAACUGCACCAGUACACAGACACUUCACCAGUGCUUAUAAUAUCUGUGGCAGCUGCCAUUGUUCCUGAGAUCAUCAAUCAGGAUUGGAAGAGGUCAGCGGAUUUGAGUGACCAGAUGGCAAAAAUACAAAAUCUGCCAGAGAAUUUGUUUUGAAGUGGAUUAAAACAAAAGCAAAUGACAUGACUAUGGCAAAACAUGAUAAUCAGCCAUUUCUUUGAUAUUAUUUUUUUUUACGUCAACCAGCGCUGUCAUUAAAAAUUGUACUGUGAGAGAUAUCCUAAUGACUGCUUGGGAACAAACUCUAAACACAUUUACUCGAAACAUUAUAAUAGUAGAUUUAGAGCGUGUGCAUCAAAUGAAACGAAUGAGAUGCAAUGGAGACUACUACUGCUAUCCACUAUGGCACACAGAGAAGCCAGUUACUGAGAAGGAUACAGUCCAAAAAUAUGUAUGGAUUUUGAGGCCAGAACCACCAGUCUCUGGGUUCUACCGUCUCCUCCCUCUCUUGCUCUCUGAUUCUCCAAGGAGCAAGAAACUGGGAAGCAGGAACUGUACACAAACUCUGACAGAUGUUCCUGUGGCCAGGGAACCACAAGCAUGUUCUCUCAUAAACGGUGAAAAACUCCUACUGCAGGAUAGUACUUUAAAAUAUCAGUGUGUUGUUUUCUUUAGCUACAGCUCAACUUUUCUUACAAAAAAACAAAAAAUAUUACGUGAAGUACAUCUCAAGCAUGUGCUGUUUCCCGAUUUCAGUAUAGUGCAGGAAUGAUGGACUUCAUCCAAAUACUUAAGAUUUCCCACUCAAACUCAGCGUAUUUCCCGGCCUGGCUAACGAUGUCCUGUCAUUUCGCAUUCAUACUCACUACUGUGUGGCAUACCACACCGUGGUACUGAUAAAAAAUGGCUGCAAACAAACAUCAACAGAGAGACUAUAAGUUUCUUGUAAAACGAAUGAAUGUAGUGACCAAACACUGAACGACACUUCUGAAUUGAUCCACUUCUUGUGGGUGUACGGAGUAGCACUAAAAAUGUAGUAACUGUUUAACAAGCGGAAGUAAUCCAGAGAAGUUUGGAGCAGACCACGCACAUGAAAAAGGGCACCUGUACCACUAUGUAAAAUAAAACGAUGAUUCUAAGAUAUAAGAUAAUUGUAAAUGACCUGCUACCUAGUUUACAGUUAAGCUUGGGGUGUGAAACCACAACUGUUUUGUAUAUCAGCUGGCAAAACCAAAAUGUUGUAAAUAUUAAACAUAGAUAAAUAUAUAUUUAUGCUGAUGAAACCUAGAGAUUAUCAAAAUGAUAUAAUCCAAAAGCAGAGUGUAAAACCUAUCAAUUUUUUCCUGUGUAUUUUCAUUCAUUGAGUUUUUAAAAUUUUGUACU
This is a messenger RNA of Tachysurus fulvidraco (yellow catfish), 3055 nucleotides long. It is a transcript of the gene wnt1, whose product is annotated as wingless-type MMTV integration site family, member 1. The record is from RefSeq and is a predicted model, not a curated record. Gene Ontology annotation, cellular component: extracellular region. Gene Ontology annotation, biological process: canonical Wnt signaling pathway; multicellular organism development; neuron differentiation. Bases 600 to 1715 code for a protein of 371 amino acids. The transcript has 5 exons. Gene Ontology annotation, molecular function: cytokine activity; frizzled binding. Lineage: Eukaryota; Metazoa; Chordata; Actinopteri; Siluriformes; Bagridae.